This is a messenger RNA of Triplophysa dalaica, 2404 nucleotides long. RefSeq lists its product as uncharacterized. NCBI's taxonomy places the organism in Eukaryota, Metazoa, Chordata, Actinopteri, Cypriniformes, Nemacheilidae. The coding region runs from base 32 to 652 and encodes 206 amino acids. The transcript has 5 exons. The record is from RefSeq and is a predicted model, not a curated record.
GCAAGUUCAGAAGAAGUGUAAGCAAGUGUGAAUGAGCAUGAUGAUACGUUUGGUGGUCUGGGCGGUUACCCUAAGCGUAAUAACUGGCAAAGAGAACCAAACAAACAGGUACCUCAUGGCAGCUUGCAAGGAUGAUAUCAAAUUGCCAUGUGAUGCCCUUCAAAACAGUCAAAAUUUCACCUCUGUUACUUGGUACAAGGUCCACAAUGCAACCCACUCUUCUGUCCUCAUUAAUGAAAAAAAUAUAUUCACCCCGACUGACAAAAAACACGAUUCUGUUUCACUGGGUAACAAUGCAUCUUUGAUCUUGUGGAAAGCUGCUCCUGCAAAUUCUGGGACCUUUGAGUGUUGCCUUCACGGAAAGGUUGGAUACAAAAAUAGUAACUCUUACAUUACAAUAAAUAUUUCAGAUUGUUUGUCAACAACUUUACCUUACUUUGAGUUCUCCACCCAGUUCACUAAUAGCACUAAUUUAAUAAUGAAUAUGAGCAACCCAUUGACUCAUGUGGAUAAGAAUGCAGAUAUUUUUAUCAUGUUGGCUUACUUAGGAGUGGCUUUGAGUAAACUACUCCUCAGUGUCUUAUGUAUUUGGGUGUUCAGGCAGCACAGCGAACGUAGAAGAAGACAAAGAGAACACAUUUAUGACUUUUGACACUUACGUUGUGUAAAUAACAAACAUGUGACCUGUAAAAUAAAACUGUAAAUAGACUUUGCAUUUUAAAUUUGUCACAUAUUACAAAUUAUAUUAACUGUAUAGCUUAAGCUAAGUUAUUAUUUUUGAAAUUUUAUUGGACAUUUACAUUUCCUUUUCACAUUCUGUUGCCUGUGUAUUAAUAUUUUUGAAUGUUACUUUGACUGCAUACUAUGAAUACAUUGUGGUAUGUAUUGUGUUUGCAUGUGCACUAAGUAAUAAUUUAAAGUGUAUCUUAUAAUUGGCAAAGUUGGCAACUUGUUUUUGACAAGAUAUCCAAGCGCACAAAGCACUUAAGUUGUUGACCAACAGAUGGCAGUAAAUGAAUAAGGCAAGACCUUCACGUCGAAACAUUUAAUAGCGCCCUCUUGUGUUUAAUGCUUGUGGAGACAACAAACGUAAGAUUCAAAAGGUAAGUCGGAAAUUCGCACCUGUCUGCGUGUUGCAGUACCAACUUCUGGGUCAGAAAGGUUUUAUGUUCGACUGACGUAGAAAGACAUUUUUCCGUUUAGUAUGACGUUUUUAUACAUGGCCUUGGUUUCUUAAAGAGAUAAAGGAAAAGUCUUUCUGUAGAGAUGUUCUGUGGGUAUUUCUUUGUUUGAAGCCUUAGCAGCAAAGCAUGCGUGUUUGGUUCACAAAAAUCUGUAGUUUAAAUGCACUGUUAGUCAUUUAGGAUAAAAGAUCAUGGAUGUCUACCAAGUGCAUACAUACAAUGUAAAGAAAAGUAGGAAAAUAGUAGAAAAAAUGACUUUAUAUAUAUAUUUUUUCUAAUUAACACAAAUAAGAUGUUUUUAAGAAUUAAGGACAGCAAACAAUUCUGGGGCACGUUUGACUACCAUUUCAUUUUUUUAUCCUACUAUAGUAAUCAAUGGGGGGCAAAAUCUGUUUAAAAGCAUUCUUCCAAAUAUCUUUAUCUGUGUUCAUCAGAACAAAUAAAUGUAUACAGAUUUGGAACAACUUGAAGGUGAGUAAAAGAUGACAGAAUUUUCCUUUUUGGGUGAAGUAUCUCUUUAAAGGAGAGUUUAUGAUCACGUUGUGAGUUUUCUGUUUUUCAGACAGCUACAUGGGGUCCCUAGUAAAGAGAGAAAAUAAUGAUUCAUUGAUUAUUCAUCUGCAUUCUCCGAUGUUCUGUGUCCUGUUGAGAAGUUCUGAGAGCACAGUCAUAGGAUUUCUGCCAGCUCGUGUAUUCAGUAAUGUUGCUGAUGUGUGUAAAAAAAUAAUGACUUUACCCCUGCUAUGCAAUGGAGGUGGUGUUGUUUGUGUGUGUUGGGGGAUUAAAGCAAAUGCAAAACAAAAAAAAUGUAAAACAAUUCAGCCACAACUAUAUAUUAUUAUGCUAUUCUUGGCACCUGGGGUAUUUAGUCUUGCAUUUACUAAUGAGUUUGUACAAAAGCGUAAGAUGCAUAUUAUACAUGCAAAACUUUAACACAUUACAGAAAUAAUUGGAUGUAACAUACCCAUUUUGUAUGGUCUCUAUGGUCUCUUUGCUUUCACUCCCUGGUCUUGGUAGAGCAUCUUUCUAGUAAAGGCAAGGUGAACAUAUGCUGAUAUAUGUAUUCCAUGAAUUCACUGUGAUCUUACAGGACUGACAAGGUCAAGGAUCUUUAGGGCUUUAUGCAAAAGAGAAAAGGUCAAUGGUUUUAUCAUGUCUCUAGAUAUUUUGCAACCCCCUUUCAUUGCAAUUGUAUUAUAUUCAUUUAAUAAAGUUAAUUU